Messenger RNA from Prosopis cineraria, 2554 nucleotides. Its product is annotated as U-box domain-containing protein 15. Gene Ontology annotation, molecular function: protein binding. The record is from RefSeq and is a predicted model, not a curated record. The transcript is spliced from 4 exons. NCBI's taxonomy places the organism in Eukaryota, Viridiplantae, Streptophyta, Magnoliopsida, Fabales, Fabaceae. Bases 710 to 2371 code for a protein of 553 amino acids.
GAGGCUGACAUUUUCUUCCAUUUGAGAGAGAGAGAGAGAGUGGCGAAGUUUGAUUUUUGAAUGUAAGAGCGAUUCUACGCUCUCGUGUCGUUUAGCGAAGCUUGAAAUUUCUUUAGCUGCAUUAUUUUUCUCUCGUUUCAAGCUCAAUCACAUAACUCUUGGUUGAGGAUUCUUCUGUGCUUUUUUAUGUAGACAUACGAGUGAUUCGUGUCUGUUUCUCAAUCAGUAAACAGAAAGCGUUUCUUGGGCGCGUCUGAUUCAGAGUGGUUGUUGUCUCGUGCAAGCAUGAAUUAAACGACACAGUUUCGUGAUUGCUGGUUUUGGAAGCAUUGAGAAAUUUUAGAGUAUUGUGUGGGAGAGAGUUACAGAGAUACUGGUGCAAAGCUUGACGAUAAAGCCACAAUGGAUUUUUAAGCUUUAAGGCUAGUGUCUUUGAGGUUGUUUGUUUCUUUAUCUAUUAGCUUCCUUUCUUGCACCUUGGAUCUCCUACUUCAAAAAUAUAGAAGAAGGAGGAGAAGUAGAGUGCCGUGGCAUGAUCUGAACGUUGAAGAAGUCAAAUUGAUUUCGAGCCUCUAUUGGAAUCCGUUGUGGGUCAUAUCACAAUCAAACUGAUAAAAGCUCUCACUGCUUUCAUGUCAUACACUCUCCUUCUCCACCAAACUGCUUCUUCAUGGUUGAAAAGUAAAUUCCUUCUUCUCUAACAACAACCAUGGUGGUUGAAGAUACUAAUCAUGAUGAGGGUCGUUCAACCGAAGAAUGGUUGUUUGAAGCACAAGAGCUGGUCCCUCUAGCUCUUGCCAAGGCCAAGGAGGUGAGGAAUUUCCCGGGAAGGUGGAAGAUGAUCGUAUCAAAACUCGAACAGAUCCCAUGUCGUUUAUCAGACUUAUCCAGCCACCCAUGCUUCUCCAAGAACGCUCUCUGCAAGGAGCAAUUGCAGGCCGUAUCAUCAAUACUUAGAGAUGCCGUUCAUUUGGCCGAGCUUUGCAUGAAGGACAAGUACGAAGGCAAGCUCAAGAUGCAGAGCGAUCUCGACGCCUUGUCGGGAAAACUCGAUCUACACUUGAAAGAUUGCAGCCUGCUGAUCAAAACUGGAGUUCUCGGGGAGGCCACCCUGCCAUUAGCCAUAUCAGAAGCUGAUGUUUCGAGCAAUAAUAUCAGGGAGCUACUGGCUCGCCUGCAGAUCGGUCACUUGGAGUCGAAGCACAGGGCUAUAGAGAAACUGCAUGACGUGAUGAAGGAAGACGAGAAGAGUGUUUUGGCUGUUUUAACUCGCAGCAACAUAGCUGCCUUGGUUCAAUUGCUCACCGCUACUUCUCCGAGGACAAGAGAGAAAACUGUUACCAUUAUAUGCAGCCUUGCGGAAUCGGGAAGCUGCGAGAAUUGGCUGGCCUCUGAAGGAGUCAUUCCACCUCUGAUAAGGCUCAUCGAAUCAGGAAGUGCCGUCGGGAAAGAGAAGGCUACCGUAACCUUCCAGAGGCUCUCCAUGUCAUCAGAAACUGCUCGUGCCAUUGUUGGACAUGGCGGGGUUCGUCCGCUCAUUGAUCUCUGCCAGACUGGGGAUUCUGUGUCACAGGCUGCUUGUGCUUGUGCUUUGAAGAACAUAUCCUCCGUCCCGGAGGUUCGACAGGUUCUGGCUGAGGAAGGGAUUGUCAAGGUAAUGAUCAGUCUCCUGAACUGUGGAAUGUUGUUGAAUUCCAAAGAGUACGCGGCUGAGUGCCUACAGAAUCUCACUUGCAGCAACGAGAAUCUAAGGAGGCUGGUGAUAUCAGAAAAUGGAAUAGGAAGCCUUCUAGCGUAUCUGGAUGUUCCUCUUCCGCAAGAAUCUUCAAUGGGAGCCCUGAGGAACUUAGUAGGAUCCGUGUCCGAGCAGUCUCUAGUUUCUAUGGGCCUGCUUCCCCGCUUGGCUCACGUCUUGAAAUGCGGGUCCGUGGGGGCACAACAGGCGGCUGCUUCUACGGUCUGUAAAAUUUGCAGCUCAGGAGAGAUGAAGAAGAUGAUUGGGGAGGCUGGGUGCGUGCCCCUGCUGGUGAAAAUGCUGGAGUCCAAGUCUAAUAGUGCUAGGGACGUCGCAGCGCAAGCAAUUUCGAGCUUGAUGAUGCUGUCUCAGAAUCAAAGAGAGGUGAAGAGGAAUGACAAGAGUGUGCCUAAUCUUGUUCAGCUGCUCGAUCCAAAUCCUCAAAAUUCUGCAAAGAAAUAUGCUGUGGCAUGCCUGGGAUCGCUUUCUUCGAGUCAGAAGUGUAGGAAACUGAUGAUCUCCUACGGAGCAAUCGGGUAUCUGAAGAAGCUCGCCGAGAUGGAGAUUCCGGGAGCCAAGAAGCUACUUGAGAGAUUGGAAAGAGGGAAAUUGAGAAGCUUGUUUAGCAGGAGAUAGAGAUCAUGUUUGUUCUUAUCUGCUCUUGCUCUUGUUCUUUUGUCUUAUCCAAUUCAUGUUUGUUUCAUUGUCUAUAUGAAACAAACUGGUCUGGAAUGGUCAAGUUUGCUUAAAUAUGUAAUAUGUUGGACUAAUGGCUAUAUCUAAAAAGCAUUAAGUAUGGAAAAAUAUCUUUAACUAUUA